Molecule: messenger RNA, 2041 nt
Organism: Bufo bufo (common toad)
Lineage: Eukaryota; Metazoa; Chordata; Amphibia; Anura; Bufonidae
Product: cytochrome P450 2C14-like
Exons: 10
Coding region: 190-1659 (489 amino acids)
Biological process (GO): xenobiotic metabolic process
Cellular component (GO): cytoplasm; intracellular membrane-bounded organelle
Molecular function (GO): oxidoreductase activity, acting on paired donors, with incorporation or reduction of molecular oxygen, reduced flavin or flavoprotein as one donor, and incorporation of one atom of oxygen; iron ion binding; heme binding
Source: RefSeq, a predicted model, not a curated record
UACAAGAGAGAGAAGACUGGAUCCGUGUCCCCCUGGUACAGUCACUACUGCAGGACUCCACUUAAGAUGACUUAUUCUUAAUGUUUUCUUUCAUUUAUUAAUUUGAUGCAAUGUAAUUCUCAUGGUGUAUGAGUUUAUGUAGCUUCUUACGUCAUUUCCUGGUUUCUGGUUUUAUAACUCCCAUUCGCCAUGGAUCUGGUCACAGUUCUUCUCUCCAUUGUUGUCAUACUAUUUUUGGUCAAAGCUUUCAAGAACCAAAAGCAAGGAAAUUACAAAAAUGUCCCACCUGGUCCAACGCCUUUACCGAUCAUUGGAAAUAUCCACAUCAUGGAUAUAGGAAAACCCCAUAAAACAUUUUUACAGUUGUCUAAGGAGUACGGCACAGUCUUCAGCAUCCAGAUAGGAAUGUCAAAAUCAAUUGUCCUAUGUGGUUACGAGACCAUCAAAGAUGCUCUAGUCAAUCAUGGUGAAUUAUUUGUGGAAAGACCACAUACACCAUUGUUUGCAGACACAAUAAAAGGCCACGGUAUUGUCUUUUCCACGGGAGAGAACUGGAAAGUAAUAAGAAGAUUUACACUCUCAACCUUACGAGACUAUGGAAUGGGAAGAAAAACCAUAGAAAACAGGAUCAUUGAGGAAUCUGAAUGCUUAAUCCAGAAGUUAAGAUCAUAUGAAGGAAAGCCCUUUGAUAAUGUGACAAGUAUUUAUGCUGCUGUAACCAACAUAAUUGUGUCUAUACUGCUGAGUAAAAGGUUUGAUUAUGAGGAUCCGACCUUACUACGGCUAAUGGGUUUAGUCAAUGAGAAUGUAAAACUUCUAAGCAGCCCUUGGGUCAUUCUGUACAAUUCUUAUCCAUUUCUGGCAAAAUGUCUACCCGGAGCUCACAAAACAAUUUUUGAAAAUGUUAAAGAGUUUCAGGACUUUAUAAGAAGGACAUUUACAAAACAGAAGAAAGAGCUGGACGUGAAUGACCAGAGGAACCUCAUUGACGCCUUCUUAGCCAAGCAACAAGAGGGAAAAUCUGAAUUCUCUAAGUAUUUCCACAAUGAGAAUCUGACUGCUCUGGUGGCGGAUUUGUUUGGGGCUGGAAUGGAGACCACAUCAACCACAUUAAGAUGGGCUAUUCUUCUUAUGAUGAAAUAUCCGGAAAUUCAACAAAAAGUGCAAAAUGAAAUUGAACGUGUGAUUGGAUCGGCCCAACCUCAAAUGGAGCAUAGGAAACAAAUGCCGUAUACAGACGCCGUCAUUCAUGAGAUUCUUCGGUUUGGGGAUAUCGCACCGCUUGGUGUUCCACAUUCAACUACUCAGGAUAUCACCUUUAGAGGCUACUUUAUUCCUAAGGGUGCCGCUGUAAUUACACUGCUGCAUUCAGCUCUCAGGGAUAAAGAUUACUUUGAAAAACCAGAUGAGUUUUAUCCAGAGCAUUUUCUUGACUCCAGUGGAAACUUCAGGAAGAACGAGGCCUUCAUACCAUUUGCAAUAGGAAAAAGAAGUUGUGCUGGGGAGACUUUGGCUAAAAUGGAGAUAUUCCUCUUCUUUACGUCACUGUUGCAAAACUUUACAUUCCAACCAGUACCUGGAGCGAAACUUGAUCUUAAUCCAGCCAUGGGGUCUACAAAUGCCCCCAAGCCUUAUACAAUCUGUGCUGUACCUCGCUGAUGGACUAUGAUUACCACUAAUUCUAAUGUCAAAGACACUUUGAAGGACAUUUAUCAAAACUGGUGCUAAGGGAAACUAGCUUAGGUGCCUAUAGCAACAAGGGAGCUUUAAAUAAUGAAAGGUGGAAUCUGAUUGGUUGCUAUGGUCACCUAAGCAAGUUUUCCUUAAAUAUCCCCCUUGUAUCAUAGAAAAAAGUUAGUAAAUAUUUGACAAAUAGAAGUCAUAUAUUCAAAGGUAGAAAUGAAGAAAAUUUUAGCAGUGUUAAGCGAAUUCGAACUGUCCAAAGUGGACUUUGAUCUGAAUUUCAGGGAAAAUUUGAUUGGCCGCAAAGCCAAAUUUCCUUGUGCUUCGUGCUAACGAAUUGAUUUCCCCGAAAUGAGAA